AUGGUUGGAAAGAGCGGUAGACGUUUGCUGAGCUAUGUUUCUGAACAAACGAGACAUACUACAAGAAAUUAUGCUACUGCAAAAAGAGUUGUUGCGGCAAAACCCGUGGUGGAGAUGGACGGAGAUGAGAUGACUAGGAUCAUUUGGGAAAAGAUUAAGGAGAAACUAAUAUUUCCUUAUGUUAAGUUAGAUUGUCUCUAUUACGAUCUGGGUCUUCCGCAUCGCGAUGCUACCGACGACCAAGUCACCAUCGACGCUGCUCACGCAAUCCUCAAACAUAACGUCGGUAUUAAAUGCGCCACCAUCACACCCGAUGAACAGAGAGUUGAAGAAUUCAAGCUGAAGAAGAUGUGGCUGAGUCCUAACGGAACUAUUAGAAACAUUCUCGGAGGUACGGUCUUCCGUGAGCCCAUUCUUUGCAAGAGCAUUCCGCGAGUUGUUCCCGGGUGGACCAACGCUAUUGUAAUUGGUCGUCACGCUCACGGAGAUCAGUACAAGGCUCAAGAUUUCGUCGUUCCUAAACCUGGCAAAGUUGAGAUGGUUUACACAGCUGAAGACGGCACAGUGCAGAAACGUGUGUUGUAUGAUUUCAAAACCCCCGGCGUCGCUCUAGGCAUGUACAACACAGAUGAAUCAAUCCGCUCUUUUGCGCACUCCAGUUUUCAGGUUGCGUUACAAAAGAAGUGGCCGCUGUACCUGUCUACUAAAAAUACUAUUCUGAAACGAUAUGACGGCCGAUUUAAGGACAUUUUCCAAGAAAUUUACGAGAGCGAUUAUAAGAAGAAGUUUGAGGAUGCAAAGAUCUGGUAUGAACAUCGCUUAAUCGAUGAUAUGGUAGCUCAAGCAAUAAAAGGAUCGGGUGGCUUUGUGUGGGCCUGUAAGAACUACGACGGUGACGUUCAAUCUGACGUCGUCGCGCAGGGUUACGGGUCGCUGGGUAUGAUGACGUCCGUGCUGAUGUGUCCCGAUGGACGCACGGUGGAAUCUGAGGCAGCGCAUGGAACCGUGACGCGUCACUACCGCAUGCAUCAACAGGGCAAGCCCACCUCCACUAACCCAGUGGCCUCGAUCUACGCCUGGACCAGGGGUCUCAUCCACCGCGCCAGACUCGAUGGUACCCCUGAGUUGGAACGCUUUGCGAACUCCUUGGAAGAGGCCUGCGUGGAGUGUAUCGACAGUGGCAAGAUGACCAAGGACCUAGUCAUUUGUAUUCAUGGAAUGGCUAAUACUAAAGAGGGAAUGUACUUGAACACAGAAGAUUUCCUCCAGGCAAUUGCUGACCAACUUGAGCGUAAAAUUACUAAGUAAAUGCCAUUGUAAAUUAAAUAUUCAAGUGUAGCUAAUACUAUAUCAAGUAUUCCUUAUUCUAUUUAGCAUUUACAUUUUUGGCUUCAUUUUGAUAUAUUUUAUUUGAAUACUACUUACUGUCACAAGAAGUCACAACUUUGGGGCCAUUUCUGUUUAGUGCAUUUGAGAUGUGUUUGAAUCAUUGUCAUUACUAUAAGUUUUCAUAGUAAAAUUUUUAUCAUCACUUUAGAAAUAGACAAGAUCUAGGUGCUAUUGUUACUUAAGAAUGUAUAAACAGAAAUAGAUAAUGUAUAUAUGUUUUGCUAUUAGAUCAAUUAAUAUGAUUGUAUAUCAUUAAUAAUAAUACAUGAAGUAAAUAUUGUAUCAUCUUUAUUUGCAUUUAGUAGAAAAUUACAAAAUUCUAUGCCAAUUGUUUUAAUGAGCUUGUAGUUCUGUAUAUUUUUAAUUUUUUUAUACAAUAGAUAGUGUUACUACAAUUUAAUAAUUAUAUAAAUAAUAAAACAAA
Messenger RNA from Melitaea cinxia (Glanville fritillary), 1813 nucleotides. Its product is annotated as isocitrate dehydrogenase [NADP] cytoplasmic-like. The coding region runs from base 1 to 1308 and encodes 435 amino acids. Gene Ontology annotation, molecular function: NAD binding; magnesium ion binding; isocitrate dehydrogenase (NADP+) activity. NCBI's taxonomy places the organism in Eukaryota, Metazoa, Arthropoda, Insecta, Lepidoptera, Nymphalidae. Gene Ontology annotation, cellular component: mitochondrion. Gene Ontology annotation, biological process: isocitrate metabolic process. The record is from RefSeq and is a predicted model, not a curated record. The transcript is spliced from 9 exons.